GAGAAGGAGAGGGAGUGAAGCGCGAGCGCACUGGUUUGGAUUCACUCCACUUUCUCAUCACUCACGGUGCAGCCGCGCGACCUGCUCCGUUCCGGACCGCGCGAGGACCAGAAACUGGACCAGAGGGGACCGGAGAAAUCCUGCGUUACUAGCAGCUUGAACUCUUUUUCCACUUUUUUUUUUUUUUAGAAAGUGUGUAGGGAGAGAAACGGAGAGUGUGCCACCAGCGGAGGAUGCAGCUGCUUCCAUCCGGCCGCCGGUGACGCUUUCAGGGGUCCGUAAGUGAGUCCGGCCGUGCCUCCGGAGAGCGCUGGUCACGACUGAAUAGAAACUGAGAGAAACUGGAGGAAUAACUACAGCCGUGACUGGAUUGUUUGAUUCGCCUCUGAAUCCUUUUUUUUUUUUUGUUCGUUUAUUUAUUUUUCUUUUUUAAUAUCUAUCUAUAUAUAUUUUUUACUACAACCUUGUGGAUUCUUUAUGAUAAAACAAUUUUUGUCCUGGAGCGUCUGCGUCUGGAUACCGCGGAGGAGCGAGAGCCUGUAGCCGGCGUUGGAGCGCCCAGACCUGGGUCUUUAACUCGAUCCAGAUUGAUGUUGUCCGGCAGAGACAUGGUGAUCCUGAGGUGGGAGCUACUGUCCCUCUUGGCCGUCAUCCUGAUGGUCUCCUGCAAUGCUGUGCCUACAGAUAUUCUGUAUCGGGUUAAUGAGGAACAGCCACCCAACACAUUGAUUGGCAGCCUGGCGGCAGACCAAGGCCUUCCAGACACUGGACAUCUGUACAAGCUGGAGGUGGGCACCCCUUUCCUGAGGGUGGACGGCAAAACUGGGGACAUCUACACCACAGAGAUUCCUAUUGACCGUGAGACACUGAGAGACUGCCAAAACCAGUUUGAUGACAAAUGCUACCUGGAAUUUGAAGUGUCCAUCACAGACAUGGUGAAAGGGAUUGGCUCAGGGCCACGGCUGAUCGAAGGUCGCAUUGAAGUGCUGGAUAUGAAUGACAACACGCCGCAGUUCUCUUCACCCAUCCUCUCCCUAGCAAUUCCAGAAAAUACACACAUUGGUGCACUCUUCUCCAUCCCAAUGGCCACAGACAAGGACUCUGGUUCCAACGGCGUGGCUGAGUACUCUCUGAGUUCCGGACCGGAUGCUGAUCAACUCUUCAGCCUGCAGGUCGCUUUGGACACGGACGAGAAGCAGCCACAGCUGGUUGUCAUGGGUAACCUGGAUCGUGAGAAGAAAGACUCGUAUGAUCUGAAUAUUCGGGUUGUAGAUGGAGGUGAUCCACCAAGGGCGAGCAGCGCUUUACUGCGAGUCACCGUGACCGAUCAGAAUGACAAUGCGCCAAAGUUUGAGAGAAAUCACUACGAGGCCGAACUUCCAGAGAACAGCCCACUGGGACACUCCGUUUUGCAGGUUCGAGCCAAUGACGCUGACACUGGUGCCAAUGGAGAGAUAGAUUACAUCUUACAUCAAGCAUCCGAGACUGUCCAGAGGCUUCUGCGCAUUGACCGUUCCACUGGCAUCAUUUACGUCAAAGGCCUGGUAGACAGAGAAGAAACUAAUUUUCUCAAGUUCUUUGUGGUUGCCAGAGACCGUGGGCCUAAUUCCAAGAGUUCCAAAGUCCUAGUGACCAUCAUUGUCAAGGACCAAAAUGACAACGCACCAGCAAUAGAGAUUCGUGGUAUUGGGUUGGUCACUCACCAGGACAGUGUGGCAAACAUCUCUGAGGACAUGCCGAUUGGUACCCCAGUAGCACUAGUCCAAGUGUCUGACCGUGACGAGGGAGAAAACGCUGUGGUGACAUGUGUGGUUGCAGGUGACGUCCCUUUUCAACUCCGACCUGCUAGCGAGUCAGCCAAUGAUCGAAAGAGAAAAUACUUCCUGCAGACAACUACUCUGCUGGACUAUGAACGUAUUAAAGAUUACCGAAUUGAAAUAGUUGCUGUGGAUUCCGGUAACCCAGCUCUGUCAAGCACCAAUUCUCUUAAGGUCCAGGUCACAGACGUGAAUGAUAACACACCAACAUUUUCUCCAGCUUUGCUUGAAGUGUUCUUUCCUGAGGGCAACCAGCCAGGUGACAGAGUGCUAGAUAUUUUGGCCACAGAUGCAGAUAGUGGUAUAAAUGCAGAGAUGAUUUAUAGCAUCAUUGAGUCCUCUGCUAACAGGCUUUUUGAAGUCGAUGCCAACACGGGAGAGGUUCGUGUGAAAAACACACUGGAUCGAGAGGAAGUUGAGCGCUAUGAGUUCCAUAUCGCUGCAGCCGACAAAGGCCUUCCGAGUAAAACUGGAACUGCUACAGUGGUUAUAAAUGUUCUAGACCGCAAUGACAAUGAACCCAAAUUCAUGUUAAACGGAUACAGUUUUUCUGUAAUUGAAAACAUGCUCCCACUAAAUCCUGUUGGUGUAGUGACUGUGACUGAUGCUGAUAAGGGGGAGAACUCAAGAGUGACACUGUUUGUAGAACCAGAUAACGGCAAGUUUGUGAUUCAAAAUGGAACAGGAACGAUCCUGUCGAGCAUUUCUUUUGACCGUGAAAAGGAAAGCACCUACACCUUCCGUCUGAAGGCUGUGGAUGGUGGUGAACCACCUCGGUCUUCCUACGUUGGUGUGACCAUCAAUGUCCUGGAUGAGAAUGAUAAUGCCCCCUAUGUCACCAAACCAUCCAACUCCUCCUACACUUAUCUGACACCUGUCACACCUCCAGAAACAAGAGUGGAAGUUGUUGAGGCUGAGGACAUUGAUGCUGGGCUCAAUGCAGAGCUGUAUUAUUCAAUCACUGGAGGAAACCCUUAUGGCCUUUUUCAAAUCUCGUCCACCAGUGGGGAAAUCACACUGGCACAAGCAUUCUCUGGCAAGCACAAUGGGCUUCACCGACUUGUCGUGAAGGUCAGUGAUCAAGGCAAACCUGCUCGAUACACCACAGCCUUAGUUCACGUGUUUGUAAAUGAAACCAAAUCUAAUGUGUCCCUCAUUGAGGCACUUGUGGGUCACAGUCUUUACACACCUCUGGACAGAGACAUAGCAGGAGACCCUAACUAUGCCUACAGUCAGCAAACCAACAUUUUAUAUGCUGUCCUUGCAGGUGUUGCUGUUGUUAUUUUGGUCAUUGUAGCUGUGGUGGUCAUCAGACACCAUCUGCAGAAAGAUACUAAAAGCGGUUACCAAGCUGGCAAAAAGGAGAGCAAAGAUCUUUAUGCUCCCAAGCAGGGACCCAAAAAUGGCAAAGGAAAAAAGAGCAAAAAACCCAGAGCUCCAAAACCCACCAAACCACUGGAAGAGGAUGAGGAGGCGAGUUUGCAGAAAGGUCUGAAGUUCAACCUUAUUAAUGACGUUAAUGACAGUCCCAGAAUCCAUCUGCCCCUUAACUAUCCACCAGGAAGCCCCGACCUGGGCCGUCACUAUAGGUCCAACUCUCCUUUGCCAUCUAUCCAGCUGCAACCACAGUCACCCUCUGCCUCCAAGAAACACCAGGCUGUUCAGGACCUCCCUGCAACCAACACCUUCGUAGGGACGGGCGACAACAACUCCACGGGCUCGGAUCAAUAUUCGGAUUACAGCUACAAGGCCAACCCACCCAAAUACAACAACAAACAGCUGCCCCACCGCCGAGUAACCUUCUCCACCUCCAACCAGGCCCAGGAUCUGCAGGAUGCAUCCCAGCACAGCUACUACGACAGUGGCCUGGAGGAGUCAGAGACCCCAAGCUCCAAGUCAUCAUCGGGCCCCAGGAUCGGACCACUAGCUCUGCCAGAAGACCACUACGAGAGGACCACACCUGAUGGCAGCAUCGGCGAGAUGGAACACCCGGAGAACGACCUCAGGCCCCUUCCAGACGUGGCAAUGACCGGUAACUGCACCCGUGAGUGCACCGAGUUUGGCCACUCUGACUCCUGCUGGAUGCCCGGCCAGUCUUCCCCCAACCGUAAGGUCUCCAAGAACGCCCCCAAGCUCUCCACCUUCGUGCCUUACCAGGAAAUGGACGGACAGGAGCACCUGAUGGCCAACGGCAGCCCGAAGCCCAUGGUGACGGAGGAACGUGGGACGGGUGGUGGCGCUGGUGGCAGCAGCUCCAAAGUGGCCAGCAUGAGGUUCAUGACCCCAUACAGCAGUGCCUACCCUGGGAGCGGAGACUCAUCUGGCAAAGACUGUGGCCUCGAGGAGAUCCCACUGAGCCAGGCAGCGGAGUACCACUCUGCCACCACCCCCACUGGCCAGACCUCCAAGAGAGAGAUCUACCUGUGAGGGUCAAGCUCUCAACUUUAAAUCCCCAAUGAUCCACGAUGCCGCUCAUCGCCUCACCUCUCACCUCCUCACAGCCACCCCCUGUGCCUACAACUCGCUGUGCCACAGCACGACUCACCCUUCUUCCUUUUUACAACUGCAUCACCGAACAAGGCUUUAGAACACCCCGCCCCGUCUUACUGCCGCCACCGCUGAUACUCCCCUCUAGAAACCAAUCAAAUGUAAGAAUAGACAAACGAAAAUGGAAGAAAAUUCAGUUUUAGCUGCUGUGGAUGGAAUGUAAACUAUGCCACAUGGUUGUGAUGAUUUCAUGGGAAACUAUUUAGCUCUUCACGUAUUUGAGUUACAUUUCUGUGUGUGGCAUUACGCAUUGUUGCUGUGUCGGAACAGAAAAAGAACAAGAACUUCAUGGGGGCUAUGGAAGAACUUCUUGUAAAUCGUACUUAAGUAUACUGUGUAAUCUUAUCUAUCCUCAACUUUUUUAUUUUAUUUACUUUGUCUUUGUUGACUUCGGAGGCCGUAGGAAUCACAUUUUCUAGUCAAGUUGAAUUCAAUAACGGAAACAGCUCAUUGAAAAGACGUUUGCAGAAACGCAGCUGUUUCACAAUCACCGGAGUUGUAUCUUAGUUUUUCGGCAGAACAUAUCCUUUUUUCAGUGUACAGAGCUGUAAAUAUUACAAACAGUGACAGAGGAAACUGCUGUGGCUCUCAGUGUGGAUCUGUGGCUGUUGUGCUGUCUGCAGAUCUUCACGUAUCGUCCCUUUGAUGAACUGAAAAUCUGGGCACACACAGGGUAACAACAUCACAGCAUUCAGUGUCACACUGCAGGAAUCUGGACUCUUGAGCAUCACCGACGGUGCCAAGUUACAACCACAAGACUUUUUAUUGUUUGAGUGUUUCAGUUUUUUUUUUUUUUUUUUUUUUUUUUUUUUAUUAUCUCUGCAGCUUCUCAACACUGCUUCUGCGGGGAAGUACAUCUUUUAUUUUUUAUCAAAAGGAAGCUGAACCUCAUGUUGUUCUCAGUAGUUGACCAUAUUAUGAUAAUUGUUAUAAUGGAAAAUAUAGUUAAAUAUAAAUACACAAUCUUCAACAUGUGUUACAUUCCCAUUUUAUGUUUACUGAUGAGAACCUAAAAAAGGUUUUGGGAUAGAAAGUUAUGUUGCCAUCAAAACACAAUGUUCAUGUUUAAGAAGAAAGAACGACAAUACAGAAAUUGUAAAAAUUAUUACAGCCUUCUUUGGUUCUAUGGAUUUUAUUCUUGAGGAUGUAUUAAAAAUUAUCUGGUCUUUAUAGGUUCUAAAAUUAUUUAAAUCUAAACCUCGAAUUAAUGAAUACCCACAACAAACUCCACAUUAUUUAUAAUUUUCAAAAUAAAACAAAAUAAUGUCAAAUAGAAACACCAUACAGCUAAAUUCACCAUCAGUGUGGGGUUUAAUCUUGAAAGCAGAAACAAGCUGCUGCUUGUGAAAUGCUCCUAAAAUACUAUAAACUGUAGUUUGCUGUCAUGAUAUGUGUAUGUUUUAACGCCAUGCCAAGUCAGAAAGACAACAUUAGUGAUCUCAGAGAAGCAAUUGUUGCUCAACAUCAGUUUGGGAAGGGUAAUACGAUAAUUUCAUAGCAAUUUGAAAUCUAUCCUCUUGCCUAGCUAGAGGAAUAUUAUUCUGUAAUCGAAAGAAUUUACUUCCAUGAUACUGAUGGAGUAUUGACAAAAGGUGUACAUUGGUUUUACCUAUGCUGUGUUAUUCUCAGUAGAUUAGCUUUUUAUGCAGAAAAUUCUUCCCAAUUCUCAUACAUUUUGAUUUUCUCAAGGUAUAAAAUUCCAAAAUGGAAGCCAUUUGUGGUUAAACCCAACUUUGUUACAAUUGAGCUGCAGGAAAUAUGCUGGGUCUUGGCAUUUUCUUCAUUUCUUAUAACUAUAAUUAAAAGUUGAAAUGUCCCAUUGUAAAAGAAUUGAAUAAAACAAAAAAAAUCAUAAAGGUCCAUCCUCUACGGAGCAGAUGUGAAGUCGAAAAUCAUCACUGCAUAUCAUCUGAUACUGAUUACACAGCAUUGGGGUAAGAAAACACAGAUUUUCAGUCAAACUUCAAUGAUUACCAAGUUAUGUUCCAGUUUUGGUACAAACACAAACAAACAAGAAACACACACAAAAAGAAAAAGCAGAGUAUUUAUCAGAAAGUCCAGCUGGUCUCAGAUGGUUGCGCAAACAUCAGUCGUGAAGCUCCUGCAGCUAGAAUAUGUUAACCACAGUGUUCAUGAAGACUGUUUUGUUUGUUUCUGAAGCAGCUGUUUCCUGUUGAUACUGUCCACUGCAGCUGUUCUCACUCCUGAGUGUUUGACUUUAGAGAACGUCUCCCUGCUGUGUUUGUUAACUCGAAAGAAGAGCCCUUGGGUCAUUGUCGCCGCUCGUUAGUUUCCAAUUCUUUCCCACCUCUGCGUGAGGCCGAGUUGCUCCAUGUUUAGCAGGAGUAUUUAUUAAGUCAGUUUGCUGUGUGAGGUGGGCGGGGGGGCAGCUGGGGAAUGUGGCAGACAGUUGUUGUUGUGCUCCGGCCACACAGAAAUGCAGGAUUAAUGACAUCUGAAUGGGCUUUCGUCCACUAACACUCCCACUCCCCCACACGUGGAGCUCCGCAGAGGACGUCUAAUUACAACCUCAGGCUCUGCAUAUGACCAGUGAUAAUUUGCGUGAGGAAAAGGGAGUUGAUGUGGAGGUUCAGUCAUUUCAGGUCUUAUUCUCAUGGCUGCUGAAAAUGAUGUGAGAUUUCACCUGAACUGAUGGAGACUAGCAGAAGAGGAUGGAAAGAGGAUAUUGAUUAGCCUGCUCUCUGAGAUAGUUUAGCUUUUAAUAUUAAAUGUACUGAGUCAAGUGCUGACAUUUUCAAAGUAUUUUCUUUUGCAGACACAAAUAAAAGUAAAUAAAAACAUUUGAAUCUUAGAAAAAUCUUAAGAGUUUAAAGCUAAUAAACAUCUAAAUCUGCAAAAAAAGAAGUGAAUUUGCUUCACUUUACUGUAUACACCUUACCUUAAAGAAAAACACAUGAUCAGCAAAUAAAAAUGAAUGCAAAAGCAUUUCUAACUUCAAAAACAUCUCGCUUAUUUAAAAACCUCCAUCAAAGUUAAAAACUGAGGACGUAUCCACUGUUUAUUGAGAGGGCAGCAGGCCUGAUAUUGUGGUCCUCGAUGCCCAGUGUGCAUCUGGGCAGCUGAUUAUUGACCUGAGCUGAUAAUUAUUCCACAGUGCACAACUGCUUACACCUCACGCAGUGUGUCCAACACAAAGGCGGCAUUGUUUCUGACUAAAACAUGUUAUAUUUUUAGACUCGUCAAAGUACCUGCUGCAUCUCAUUGUGUUAGACUCCAAUUGCGAUCCCCAGGACUGGUUAUAGUUGCUAUUUAAUACAUUUAAAAUGCACAGCGAUGCAUUUUGUACCAUUUAAGUUAAACAUGCCUGUUUAUCAUAUCCACAAGGUGAGAUCAAUGUCUUUCUCAAGUGAACAGGAGUGUAACUGACUCAUUAGUUUGGUUUCUUUGCACUCAGCACUUCUAGCCUUCACAGUCAAAGCGCCACACCAAAGCAAUAUAAACAAGCUGAAAGUCUUUGCAAGUAAACUGAUUACAAAUUAGGGUCAUCAGCAGGGUCAGGCAGGGUUAAUGUCUCAUUUCAUGAGGCAAACAGCUUGAUGGAGCAUCUUAGAUUGCUUCUCUCUAACUCUGUGUUUUUAUCUCCAAUGUACAAUCAUCCGUUACAUAUCAGACAGCUAAUUGCUUUGUGUUGUGUUUUAUAUGUGGUUCAACUUGAGGUAAAGCUUGACGUGUGGGCUCUUCUGCAGUUGUUCUCGUGAUUCAGCCUCUGAAUAAAGUUUGAUUUAUUCUCGACAUAUCUGCCCGUUCAGUAAAUAUGCUCAUACAACGACACACAUACAUCAACAGUCAUUCAGCUGCUGCUCAGCCCUACCCGCAGAAGAGAUUUAGAGCUCAUGAGUGCUGCAUGCGCCUGCGGUGAUUUAACGCCUGAGCUCAACGGUCUGAUUGAUUAUUUACAGGCAUAUUGUGGCGGUCCACCUUCAGUCUCUGUCUUCCUGCUCCUCUGCUACGUCCAUCGGCUGCUUGGGUGCGUGGUCAGAGUCCCAGUUGGCCUGUGUUGUGCUGAGUGCGGUGUGUGGUGUAAGGAUGCAGAAAAAGGUCUAGAGGUCUUGUAGUAUCAGCUUAGCCUCAACCUUUUGGCACCAAUUAACCCUUGAAGAAAACAACAACCCUCUGGUAACCUCUGGCAAUCUUUGGUGAACUCUGCAACGUUAGUUUUACGUCAAGAGCAAACAGUGCUUUGGUGUUUGUGCACACACUCACUAAGAGAUUAGUUUGCUUAUUAUAGACAUGAAUAGGUUUAAGUUCUUAAACCACUUUUUAGUGCAGAUAAGCUUAAUUAAGCCUAGAUGAAAGAUUUGGGUUGAGACUGAAGUUAGUUUCCUCCUCUAUGUACAUUAGAUUUGCAUUAUUAACAAUUCAAUCGGUCUGAUUGGCAUCAUCAAAAGGAUUGAUCCAAUCAGUCUUCCUCCUAAUUUUUCAAUUCAUAAGAGAUUGGACAUGAGUGAGCUAAAACACAAAUAAGACAAUAUCAUGAUGGAAAAACAGUCCUGUAAUGAAGGAAGGCAUUGCUAUUUUCGCUCACAGUAAAGAUACAUAUUACUCCCUAAUUUGUCAGUUAAAGCAUAGUUGUUUAAUUUCUUGUGACAAAAAUACUUACAGUAAAGUUUGCUCAUGAAAUGUAGAUAAAGCCUAAUGUCAAGAAAUAUUUUGUUACAGCUCAUGGAUAAUUUGAUCAAUAUUUGUUUACCAAAAAAUUGUACAAACACAGCAAAGGCAACAAAGAAGUGAUUCUCAUAAAAACAGAAGGCAACAAAAAACAAAUGUCACACACACACAAAAAAAGUCAAAUAAAACUAAACGUGGAAAAAAUGACCUCAAGUGAUCUGAACUGUGUAGGCCACAUAGUGGUCACAUUUUUUAGGAACAAGGUAAAAGGCAGUUGUGUUAAUUAUAAUGAGGAUAAACUGGGCAAGUUUAUUCGUCUAGGACAUUUAAGCAAUAGGACAAAUCAAAGCCCUUUAGAUAAAUAAGAAUCAAUGUCAAACAAUCAAAAACACUAUUACAAUGCAGUGCAGUAAUAAAGAAAAUAAUGACAAGGUGGAAUUCAGAUUAAAAUGAAUGAUGUUCCAGCCUUUCAAAGGUAACUCUAAAUAGACGAAACAAAAAGUAAAAAUGACCUUCAAAAACAUUUCAUUCAAACUGGAAUGACUGUGCAGUCAGACUGUCAGAUUUAAUAAAACCAAGUAAAGAGGAACAGCUACCGUGCUGAGAAUAUAGCUAUUUGUUUCUUUUCGUGACUUUGAUUCACAUUUCUUCUUCUGUUUUUUAUCCUGUAUGACUGCAGCAGGAGCCCUUAGCUGUGUCUUGAGAACACUACACAGAUGUUUCGAUAAUUUGGCAAAAGAAAAAAAAGAAAUCAUAGAAGAAAUUCGACUAGACAGAACUUCAAAAUCAAGAGUAAAAGGAAAAAGAAAGUGUUUUGGGUGAUAUUUCACUCAGAAACAUGUAUCAAGUACGGAGAAUAAUAAUAUAAAAAAAAACUUUAUACCCAGCAUAUGCAGUAACAGUCAAAUAUUUAGACAAGGUAAUGAAAAAAGUAAACCGGUGUCCAAACUCUUUGACUGCUACCGCGUUUCUGUGGCCAUUUGAAGGAUCCAAAGUGUCAGCAAACAUUUCCUGCUCCCUGGAGGAAAACCUAAACCCCCCGACACAGCCUCCAGCCUCCCGACCUACCUGUCAGCCCCCAGGAGACCUACUGUCACACACUUUGACAGUCUCUGUGGGGGUGUGUGUGGGUGUGUAGGGGUGCGCAGGAAGAAGGAUGGGAGCUGGUCGCUUUGCAUGAACAUUUCAAAUCCACUUCGCAGUGACAGAAAUUGAUAUUUCUGACAUUUCCUCUGUGUUGAAAUUCAGAUAUUCUGUUUGCCGAAAUAUUCAGGUGGACUUGGGAUAUGCACCAACUCAUAUCAAAUCAGAGAAAAUAAUCUCUUUAGAGCUCUUCAUUCAAGGUGGAAAAACAAUUUGUAAAAGUAACAAGUACCCUCAGUCAGACCUGACAAUGAAAUGAACCAUUAUACACACUAUUAUCUAUCAUUUACUACAGUUAAUUUAUAUUAAAAACAAAUUCAGUGUGUGCUUCUUCUCAAACCAAGCUGCAGCUCUUAUUGCAAAAUAGCAUUACAAUCCUCCUAUUUUACUCUUAAUUCAGUAUUAACUGAAAUGUAUUGCUGAUUCUUUCAUCAAGUAUGACAUAAAUGCAUAAAUAUUUUGUGAAAAUCCUUUCUUAUUUCAUUUUUUAAAGCUUUAGACAUCUAAAAUUGUACAAAAACCACUGGAUUAAAUACAAUUGUGGGUAUUUUUCACAGUUUUCGAAAAGAAAAGAUUUCUUACGACUCUGGGCAUCAGACAUCAACUGGAUUUUUUCCCCCUUGUAUUUUUAAGGUUCAGGAGAUAUAAUUCUGAUUAUUCAGCCGUUCUGUUUGUAUCUUUACCAAACUAAUUCUCCUUACAUCAUAUUUUGGGUCAUGUAAAGAUAAUUUUUCUCACCUUCCGAGUCGGUUAUUACACUUUUCAUCUCUACCCUGUCAGCCGGUGUUGUUAUGGAUCUGUUGGUGACGUUUCUGACGCAGUAAAUUCAAUGUUUUCUCUCCCAGCUGUCUGAGAUUCAGUUGGGAGCCAGUUGAUUCUCCUCGUUCCAUUCGCAAUUUGUAUAAAUGGGACGUUUGCUCCGCUGAACAUGUUAGACACAGGAAAAAAACACUUCAUGAUUAAUGCACAGAAAUUGCAUUGAUUUUUUUUUUUUUUCAUCAGGAGAAAAAGUCCUGGAUAAUGGCUUAAUAUUUGCAUUGCUUUUACUAAACUUCCAUUUAGUCAGCAGAAGUUUUACUUGAGAAUCAACAAACGUCUUAGCAGAUUGAAGAAGGGUGACGAGCAACAGAAGGUUUACCAACUGACAGAGGAGCAAUGCAAUUGAACAUUUAAAUGAGCCGAUGCCUCUGAGCAGUAAAACAAUAAUUAUACAAAAUAUUUAAUCUAUUAAAGAACAUAAAUACAAAGGAUGUAUUCCAAUGAAAAUAGUCAUGUGAAAAUACUUUUUUUUUCUUUUUUUGCAAAUUUGUGACAAUAAGUCUGAAAAGGCCUUUCCAUCCAUUAAUCCAUCACCUUCCGCUUUAUCCAAGGUUGAGUCAUGGAGGCAGCAGUUUAAGAAAAAAGGCCCAGACUUCCAUUUCUCCAGCCACUUGGGAACAGAGGGGAUCCCAAGGCAUUCACAAGCCAACAUAGUCCCUCCAAUGUCUGGAUAUUCCUCUAGGUGUCUGUGGGACGUGCCUGGAAAUCCUGACCAAGGAGUCAACCAGAUGCCCCGACCAGACGCCUGAGCCACCUCUACUGGCUCCUCUCAGUGAGAAGGAACAGCGACUGUACUUUAAAACUCUCUAAUUGAUUGAGGUUCCUCUUCCUUCCUCUAAGGGACAACCCAGACACCCUCAGACUGAAAAUCUUUUCAGGCGCUUUUAUCUGCUGGACAGUGAUAGGUAUUUUCCUUUAACAGACAGAAUAGUUUUAUAUUACUUAAAACAGGUUAUUAUUUGUGAAAGAGUAGAUUCAUUAAACUCUCAGCCUGUGAUGUUUUUGUAAAUCUUAAACAUGUAUCAUUACAACACAUUUAAAUUUCCAGCCACUCUGGUUCCUCAAAGUACAUUUUGUACUAGGUACUCAAAAUGCUUUUUUACUUUGAACACACUUUUGUGUAACAAAGAAGAAUUAAAAACAUUCUUCUCAAAAUGAAUACUUGCUUUGAAUACCUACAAUAUAUUUUGAUAGAUGCCUUUCUUAUUUCAUAUCAGAAACAUGUUAGCUGAAUGAAAACCAAACCUAAAUUUAAUAGGAGUAUGCAUCACUUUUGUCUCAAUUGUACUUCUUACCAGCCUUUCCUUGCAAUAGGUUGAAAUGGAUUGGAGAAAAUUACUUCAAUGUAUCGAUUGUUAAAGUGUGUACAGAAAAUGAGAAAUUUGGGUAUGAAAAACACAAACUACAGAAAUUCAGGAAGGCACAGAAAUGAAAU
Molecule: messenger RNA, 12390 nt
Organism: Xiphophorus maculatus (southern platyfish)
Lineage: Eukaryota; Metazoa; Chordata; Actinopteri; Cyprinodontiformes; Poeciliidae
Product: protocadherin-1-like
Exons: 6
Coding region: 591-4244 (1217 amino acids)
Biological process (GO): homophilic cell-cell adhesion
Cellular component (GO): plasma membrane
Molecular function (GO): calcium ion binding
Source: RefSeq, a predicted model, not a curated record